This is a messenger RNA of Penicillium robsamsonii, 2658 nucleotides long. RefSeq lists its product as uncharacterized. The coding region runs from base 1 to 2658 and encodes 885 amino acids. Lineage: Eukaryota; Fungi; Ascomycota; Eurotiomycetes; Eurotiales; Aspergillaceae. The transcript has 3 exons. The record is from RefSeq and is a predicted model, not a curated record.
AUGUCUCAAUAUCCACCAAUCCGGCCCUGGGCAGCUCUGAGCGCCAUUGACUUGGAGGACGAGCCAGGAAUCCUCUACGAAGAUGAACGCCAGCAAUGGCUUCGACAGCACCCACAUGUUGCUCCUCGCACCGCAAAGAAGAUUGGCAAUAAGAGUCUACGUCCCUUCGCAGACGGGGGCCCCAGCAUGGCUAAAAACCUUCGUGGUAUUGCGGAACGAGGUGCAGCUCGUCGCAAUGGAACUGCUGUGAACAAGAAUGAUGUAUCUACCAAGCCGCUGCCACCAAUUCCUCAGGAAGCUCCUCAGCCGGCCUCCACAGCUGGCCAGAAGAAUGUUUUCCAAGGUUCUGGGAGCGAUAUCAACAAGAUGAGCAUUCAUUACGUGCUUAACAGAUCCGAAAUGCAACGCAACCAGGCCGAAACUCCAUUUUCUCAGCGAGGACCUUCUCAGCCUGUUACGGAAGCUGGCCAGAAGGCCGGUGUCGAUGGCCCUGCGUACUCAAGUGAAAAGAUGAAACUGAAUCUGCUUUUCAAGGAAUGCAAGCAGCAAGGUUACGAUGACAAGACUCCAUCCAUUCAACCCAGAGGAUCUGAGCUGGCCCUGCCACUCACUGUACCCUUUUCAGACGACUGCUACAAUGCCCAGGUUUCCGAUAUCAAUCAAUCCUUUGCUGACCGCCGCUUGGCUCUUGCUGCUCUUUGUCACGACCCUGUGUACGAGGCCCCUUAUGCUCAACCCAAUUCCAGUCCCCAUCGCCAUGGUCAUAGUCAAAGUUCGUGGUACGAAGCUUCGCCCACUGGUAGCGAAUUUACUCCGGAUUCUCAGGUUGCAGUAACCCCCAGCGCUAAUCCAGUGCCUGGAAUCAAUCAAGAAAAUCAAUUCACCGAAGUGCAGCGCCCAACCAUCGAGGAACUGAUUACCUUGAUCAAUCGGGAAAAGGAAAACUGCCGCCUUGCACAUGGAAAUCACAAUCCAGGAAGUCCAUCAUCUGCUUACCAUCUCGAUCCGCCCAAUUCGGCAUUUACGAAUAUCUUCUAUGCGGAUCCAAAUACUGGUUCUGAUUUCCCUACUCCUGACUUCGUCAUUCGAAAUGCUCAGAGUCCUCCAUUUGCGAGCCCCGGCACCAUUCGUGAACUUACACCUACAACGCCUGUGGGGUUCCCAUCCCUGUCUCAUGCUCAAUCUCCUUGUCCUAAAGGAUGUUGCUAUUGGUCUGAGGAUGAGUUUGAUCUCGAAAGUUCUGCAUCUUCUAAGCUUCAAUUUGACCAGGAACGGUCUGCUUCUGAUACGCCGCCGCAAGAGUCACCCGUGUUGCCUUCAUCUUCUCCUCUUUUCCCUUCUCUCGAAGAAUGUUACAUUCGGGAUUCGGAAAUCCCAAGCGAGAGUGAGAUUGGCACCACUAUAGCCAGUGUACAUCAGCUUGAUUGGGACAAUACCGCUCCUGACUCGCCUCUACUAGAUUCACCUCCAUCUCCUAUUCGAGCUACUCCUCUUCCUGAGCGCCGUCCCAGUAAUCUUCGUGCAUGUUCCUAUGCUGAUGUGUCUCGGGUUGGGAUUUCUCCAUCUCCCAAUAUCCCCCACGAUCCCCGUCUUACGACAGUUACUUUCCGUCCGGACUGCAUGUCAUCUCCAACUAGCUACACGAAUUGGUUGAGACCAACCGACAUGAACAAUGUCGACCAGUCUCUUGUCCCACGGCAAUUGAAUGUGACAAAAAAGAAUCCUGCCUUCACCAUGAAUGUCCCCAUCCAAAACGUUUCCCAGCAUCAGACAGUUGUUCAUGUGUCUGGUUCUUCCAACGGUAGAUAUAGCCACGCAGCUUCCGUCGUCAGCAAUGAGUCCAAUAUCAACAACCUCUCCAGCAACUCGACUGUGAGUCGUACCAGCCAAAGCCCCGAUGCUUCCAGCUCUGGGGGCUCCGAAGACUCUCGUGGAACCAAGCGCAAGCGAUUUACCAAGAACCUCUUUGGGAAGAAAGGAUACCUUGGAGAUAAUCAGUUCUCACGCGAGAGGAGAUUCAAAUUUAUCAAAGGGGCCAUCGAAAAGGGACAUUCAACCAUUGGCAGUAUCAAGGGAAUGAUCUUGGAUGAGAAUCGAGCUUUGAUCAACCCAUCCAAGCCCAGCAUUGUCACCGAUAACACUGCCCCCAUUACUCUGAACACCAACGUGCAGUCAAUCUUGUACGCCGAGAUCGAGAACACAAUCACUCAUGCGGCCAACGAAUUCCUGAUGAAGGAAUAUUACGAUGGCCACCUCUCUGUCAGUUCUCUCAACAGAGUGAAAAGAAGAUGGGAACGGAAGAAUAUGCCUGGUGUCCCUGAAUUCCACUUCGACCAAACCACCCAGUACAAGCUUAUCAGCGCAAACCGUGAACAUCUCAAGUUCGGUAAAGCGACCAACGGCCUGCGGCCGUACGCUGUUCUCCGCAACUGGAAAAAGAUCUGCAAGAAUAUGAGCAUCCGCACCUUUGUGGCCCCCGAUUCGGUUAUCAAGAAACACAUCCACGAUAUCCUCGAUCUCCUGGAGAUUCUGAACGCCGAUGAAUGCCACAUUGAGCUGAUCAUAGCCCUUGAUGCGCACGUUCGUGGAGAACUGAAGAAGCACGAGGUGAUGCAGCACUACCGAGACACUCAGAACUCUAGAAACUCUCGCUCUUAA